Coprinopsis cinerea okayama7#130 is the source of this 1839-nucleotide messenger RNA. RefSeq lists its product as hypothetical. Lineage: Eukaryota; Fungi; Basidiomycota; Agaricomycetes; Agaricales; Psathyrellaceae. Gene Ontology annotation, cellular component: endoplasmic reticulum membrane. The record is from RefSeq and is a predicted model, not a curated record. Gene Ontology annotation, biological process: phospholipid biosynthetic process. Gene Ontology annotation, molecular function: glycerone-phosphate O-acyltransferase activity; glycerol-3-phosphate O-acyltransferase activity. Bases 1 to 1839 code for a protein of 612 amino acids. The transcript is spliced from 8 exons.
AUGGCACCACCACCGCAGGGCGAAGAUUUUAUGUUACUGCAUAGAAUCAUUAGAUUCCUUGCAUAUCUUUCGUCACACUCGUUCUUCCACGAAAUCCGUGUUAUUGGGGAGGAGAAUGUCCCAAAGGACGGCCCAAUCAUCGUUCUGCGUGCUGAACCGCUCGCAGCUCAGCUGUUCAAGAACCCAGCCGUCGCUUGGAUACUCUAUUCGUCUGGCAACAUCCCCGUGGACCGUAAAUCCAAGGAUAGGCAACGACUUUUCGAUGGUACCUUCAAGGCCUUGGCGAAGGGGAACGCAGUUGCCCUGUUCCCUGAAGGAACCAGCUAUACGGAACCUCGCAUCAUGCAGGUCAAGGACGGAGCGGCCUGGGCUGCUUUGGAAUACUACAAGUACAAGGAGGCGCACCCGGAGCUGGCGGAUCAACCAGACGUCAAGAUUGUGCCCGCGGCCAUCGUCUACACCAACAAGUCAAAGUACCGCAGUAGCGUCGUUGUUGAGUAUGGGAAGCCCAUCUCAGCGGCCGAUUUCAAGGAGCAGUUCCUCUCUACCGAAGAGAAUGCUCCGCGAAGCGCAGUCAAGUGUCUCACCCGGACAUUGGAAUCGGAACUUGUGGAAUCAACUAUCAAUGCGCCCGAUUGGGACACUCUUUACGCGGCUAGAAUGGCUAAAGAUUUGCUGUGGGAAGGAGACCGUUCCGUCGGACUGGAUAAUUUCGUCCCCGUUUCCCAAACCCUCGUCGAUCUGUUCUCCAACCCCGAUAUCGUUCCCAACUUCAACUCGGUGCGACGGCACUUGUUGACCUAUUACUCUCUCCUUCAAUCUUCUCAUCUCACAAACGGCGUACUCUCUUCUUUGCCACUACCACGUUCACUCGACCCCAACACUCCAACCACGACACCUGGCCGCCUCUUUACGUUGUUGAUCUUAGUUCGGGAUUCGAUUACUGCUUUGAUCGGCCUUCCCUUCUUCUUCCUCCCCCUCAUUGUCCAUCUCCCCGUUUACAUGAUGGGAAGAAUGGGAGCGAGGUUGGUGGAAGACGAAGAGGAGACUCAAGCGCAAAAUAAGGUCGCUUUGGGCUUGAUCACUUCGCUUCUUCUGUACCCGGCAGUAUUCUUUUUCCUCUGGGCACUAUUCUGGUAUACGCCCAUUGGUGCCAUCCUCGCCGGGUCGUUGGUCUAUCUUUUCGCUUUCUAUCACACUAAGAUGAUCGAUGGCAAUUAUGAACGGGCGAAACGAUUUGUCGCAGCGUGGCGUGUGCUUGUUGGCGUUUGGACCCCGAAACGAUUCGACCUUUCCAUGGGUGCUCUGUCUCAGUUCAUGACACCCAAGACUCCUCCACCCAAUCCCUGGAUUGACAAGGCACGGGUUUCUCCCAAGAAUGAGGAGUCAAAGGAAGGAGCUCUUGAAAGGUCCACCUCCUUAACUGAUCUGAAACUGCAGCAAGAACCCCCGGUGAAGAGUCGAUCGGCUCGCAGGCCUCCUUCACGCCGGCUUGUCCGACAUGUGUUGCGAGCGCGUGUUGAGGCUAUCAAUGCCCUCGCCAGUAUGUUUGAUCAGCUGGAAAACCAUUCGGACAAGAGAGUGAAGUCCUCCCUCCACCUCGCAAAACUAUAUGGAGAGACGGUUUCGCCGGCGCAAUCGCACUCAGACUCAAAGGGAAUCGACGGUAUUCCAGACCCCGAACAGGUACAGGGCUACCGUUCUGUAAAGGAAAUAAUUCGUUUCCUCAAGGAAAGGGGGGCCAAUAUCCCCACCCUCAGGCACGGUCGCUUUGAGGAGCAGUGGGCGGCCGCCACCAGCAGUGAUGCUGAGGGGUAUUCUACGACGGAGGAGAAGUAG